Messenger RNA from Cornus florida, 1900 nucleotides. RefSeq names its product DNA repair protein recA homolog 3, mitochondrial-like. The record is from RefSeq and is a predicted model, not a curated record. Gene Ontology annotation, biological process: DNA repair. Lineage: Eukaryota; Viridiplantae; Streptophyta; Magnoliopsida; Cornales; Cornaceae. The transcript is spliced from 8 exons. Gene Ontology annotation, molecular function: single-stranded DNA binding; ATP hydrolysis activity; ATP-dependent DNA damage sensor activity. The coding region runs from base 175 to 1440 and encodes 421 amino acids.
UAUACUACUAGUAGUAAUUCUUUAAUUUCAUUCCGCAUCCGCAACAAAUGUUCAAAAAGGAGGGAAAAACCUUAAACCCUAAAAAACCAGUACUCUCUCCUUCUCUCUCUAAUCUAUACAUAUCUCCAGAGGCGUUUGGCCGGUGAGGGGUUUCAAAACCUUUCACAGACUCCAAUGGCGAGGAUGCUUCUUCGAAACGCUUCUUCUUCACUGAAACAGUCUCUAUUUUCAACUGAGGGUAUUAGAAAAGGAGCAUUAGGGACAUCCUUCCAGUUGUGCAACUUUUCUGCUAAAGCUAAAAAGAAAUCAAAGUCGGAUGGAAGUGAUUCAAUUGACGAGAAUAUGUCCAAGAAAGAUCAGGCCCUACAGCUAGCAUUGGAUCAGAUCACUGCCGCAUUUGGAAAAGGAUCUAUCAUGUGGCUUGGCCGGUCUGCCUCUCCUAAACAAGUUCCAGUGGUGUCAACAGGAUCUUUUGCUUUGGAUAUUGCAUUGGGAAUUGGUGGUGUUCCGAAGGGACGUGUUGUGGAGAUAUAUGGUCCAGAGGCUUCUGGGAAAACAACGCUUGCCUUACAUAUAAUUGCCCAAGCACAAAAGCAAGGAGGUUACUGUGUUUUUGUUGAUGCUGAGCAUGCUCUUGAUCCAACACUGGCUGAAUCUAUUGGGGUAAACACUAAAAAUUUGCUUCUCUCGCAACCAGAUUGUGGUGAACAAGCUCUUAGUCUUGUAGAUACCCUUAUCCGGAGUGGGUCGGUUGACGUUGUUGUUGUGGACAGUGUAGCUGCCCUUGUGCCUAAAGGUGAACUUGAUGGUGAGAUGGGUGAUGCGCACAUGGCAAUGCAAGCUAGACUGAUGAGCCAGGCACUUCGCAAAUUGAGCCACUCCUUAUCUAUGUCUCAAACUAUUCUGAUCUUUAUAAAUCAGGUGAGGGCAAAGCUGUCUACUUUUGGAUUUGGUGGGCCAACUGAAGUUACUUGUGGUGGUAAUGCCUUGAAGUUCUAUGCUUCAAUGCGUUUAAAUAUUAGGAGAACUGGGUUUGUCAAAAAGGGAGAAGAGACUGUUGGAAGUGAAGUUCAAGUGAAGAUUGUAAAGAACAAGCAUGCCCCUCCUUUUAAAACUGCACAAUUUGAGCUUGAGUUUGGCAAGGGGAUAUCUCAGGAGUCAGAACUCAUAGAAUUGGGAGUAAAACACAAUCUUAUCACUAAGGUUGGGGGUGGUCAUUACAAUAUAGAUGGUCAUAGUAUUCGAGGUAAGGAUGCUUUUAAAGUGUAUCUGGCCGAGAAUGAAAAUGUAAAAGAGGAACUUAUGAUGAAGCUCAGGGAGAAGUUGAUUGAUGGCAAGCCAGACAAGGAAACGGAGGAUGAAACGGACGGAGAACCGGCAGAAGAGGUUACUUCAUCGGAGACAACAGAUGAAGAUGUAACCACUGCUGUUGAGGCAUAAUGUAGUAAAUGAUCUCAAGAUGUAAACAGAAUUUACCUAUUACAUGGGCCUUUUUCAACGCUGCGAUGAAUCUGCCAUUGCCUUGUGAUAGUUGAUUUUAUGCACAUAAAUCAAAUCAGUGAACACGAGUUGAUGUACGCGCUGGAACGGCCUUCAAUUUACAAUCGCCUGCCAUCGACACUAAUGGUCAAGCAUUAACGUUUCCAAAUGUGAGCCUUGUAAGUUAUAUUAGCGAUUUUAUAUAUUAUUGGUCAUGUAGUAGUGAGUUAGAGUUUAUGGGAUAGUAAAGAAAGAGAAUGCAGAACUUUUUUGAUUUCCUGGAAUCAUCUCCAUUGCUAAUUACUCCUAUAAAAUCCCAGUCUGCAUUUUUUGUAUGUUAAAGAGACUGGUCUCGUAUAUGAUAUAUCUUAGUAGUGGAAAUACAGGGAAAAAGCGCCACAAUAUAUUUUUUUAUUUCUUC